This is a messenger RNA of Elgaria multicarinata webbii, 4120 nucleotides long. RefSeq names its product coiled-coil domain containing 82 (gene CCDC82). Bases 196 to 1617 code for a protein of 473 amino acids. The transcript is spliced from 8 exons. NCBI's taxonomy places the organism in Eukaryota, Metazoa, Chordata, Lepidosauria, Squamata, Anguidae. Gene Ontology annotation, cellular component: nucleus. The record is from RefSeq and is a predicted model, not a curated record.
CUCCAUUUUGUGGCACUUAGUUGUCUUUUCUAGCGUGGCUCCGCCUCCCAACUGUGUGCGGCCUGAGCGGCCGUUAUAGAUUCAGGCCUUCACAUCUUUGCACAGGAAAAUAUGAAGACAAAAAGAUAUAGGUAAUUCAUAAUACAAAUUCACAAGUCAUUCUUUUGGUCUUUUUUUAAAAAAAAACAAGUCCUCAUGGAAGCAAAUUCUAUAAGCAGAAGAUAUGAAACAAGGCGAAACGCAAGAGCAGAAGAAUCGGUAGCCAAAUCUCGGGUUGACUGGCAGCGGACUAAGAGAAGUAGAUUGCUUGAUAGUGAGGAAGAGGAGGAUGGAACUACAUCGCCAUCAGAAAAAGAAUUUGAAACCAGUUCAGAAGAUGAUGCGGAAGAAAAAGAAAAAGAUGAAUCCAAAAUUAACAAGAGUAAAACUGAAUCUGUAGUUAAUGUAGGCAAGCUUCCAGAUGUUAUGACAGAUUGUGAUGGCACAACGGCAGAGGACAUAGAAGAAGAACACAUCAGCCUUGCAAAGCGCAAGAGAUCUCGGACAUCUGUAAUGUUUGACAGUGAUGAGAGCGAUGAUAGUGAUAUUGUAAGGAAAGUGUUUGCUAAACGCAGUUGCAUAAUAGAUGAGGAAGACCUGUCGGCCGAACAGAAACUGCAGGCGUCACCUGCAGAAGAAGAAGCAAACAGAAAACAAAAAAGGCUAAUAAAACUGCGGGACCUGUCCCGACAACUGUCUACUUCAACUUGCACUGGUGACUAUCAUGAGGAUUCUGAAAAUGAUGAUUUCUGCCAUUCACCCAUCACACAAGCUGAAGUCAGUGACACAUCUGAGGGCGACAGCAUGAAGGAUUUCAUAGUUGAUGAUGAGGAAGGGAACGAGUUGGAACAGGAAAACUCUGAGGAGAAUGAAAGCCAGCCACAAGAUAAAAAGCGAUCCCUGUCACGCACGUUCUUGGAGAAGCACUUUCCAAACUUGAACCGUGUUAAUCAUUUUGUCCAUUUCCAAAGAGUUAUAAAAGCUUUUCUCAUCAAUGCAAUUGAUGUUACCUUUUUGCCGUCGUUAUACGAGGGGGAAAGACAAAAGAGGUAUGCACAAGAUAUGCUGACUUCCCUCCACUAUUUGGAUGACCGUUUUAUUCAACCUCGCCUUAAUAAUUUACUUGCUAGAUGUCGCUGGAAAGAACGAUAUAAGGAGCGAGUGGAUAGUUACCCUCAUGCCCACAUAGCUAUGGGAAAUGCAGUACAACGUUCCUGUCAGGCCUGUGAACUGCAGAGAUACUGUAAGUUUACAGUAUGUCUGUCAGGAAAAUCCUACAACAUUGAAACAUUGGAAGUGGAUGACUUCAUGUCACAGGAUAAACAGGUGUUGAAGAUCGGGGUUGUGUGUGCAAACCGUACCCGCGUUUAUCAUAAUCUGAAGCAUUUUAAAUACAAGUUAUAUCAGGAUUGCUGCUCGGUUAUGAAAAAUGAUGGAUCUCAGGAUGAGUCAGUUAAAGAUUCAGUGAACAGAGUUUUCAACCAACUUGAUGAAGGUGGCUGGAUUGAUAAGCAAUAUGCUGACCUAGAAGGCUACAUGGACAACGCGGAUUACUUCCAAGAAGAAAAAAUGGACUGAGUCUGUGCGUACUGUGUAUUCAUUUUCUGAUGACGGAUUUUAAGAAAAUUUACAAAUGUGCUUCCUUUAGUCUGGUGAUAUUAUUUAACUAUCAUGCUGCAUUCCAGCUAUUUUUUUAUUUUUACUCCAAGAUAAUGAUAUACCAGCAUGUUAUUAUGGAUACUAAUAAGUUGGCUUGUUGUUUUUUCAUACUUAAUUUUAAUUAUCAGAAUAAUCAUCUAAAGAAUUUUUAUACUGGAAGUCAUCUCUUCUAUGUUCUUGAAUGCCGGGCAGCUCAGCUUAAUGAUCUCAAAUGAAAAACAAUCUCUGAAUAACCUGGGUGUUCAUUCAGGAAAUGAAAUUUUCUGUGCAGUGAUGCUCAUGUGGAUUGUGCCAGUGUGUGUGAAAUGCUUGGCUUCAAUUCAUUUUGGAAGAGGAAAGGCUUACAUGGUAAGAACCCCACAGUCUAUACGAGGUGUACUGUUUUCCCAGCACAGUACUUUAAAAGCUACUAUAAACAUUGUGCACUUUUUUUUCGGGACGCAGAGUUGUAACAGAUUAUCUCUUUAAAACCAGCAUGUUAUCAUUGUUUAUGCAUCCUGAAGGCCCAGAAUUCAUGGACUAGCAUUGAGCCGGCAUAUUUGGCUCAGAGGUGAAAAUCUCUAACAUACUGCUGGCAUCCUCUGAAACAAAAUAGAAACAACAGCAUUGAUUCACAUGGAACAUCGUUCUGAAUUGUGCUAAAACAAAUAAUAUUUCACAGUUUAUGUUGAAUUUGAAAGAAGGAAGCUUUACAGUACUUUCUUGAUUUGUGCAGAGACUACUGUUUAUGUGUAUGAUACCAGUUGGGUCUGCUUCCAUUUUGGGCUGUGACUCCGGGACUUCUGUGGGUGCUCAUUGCAUCGGCUUGAAAUGGGCUUCAAUGAUGGUUUCAGUACUAGAAUAUUGACAAAUGGGACCUGAAAUAAAAUGUUGUAGUGUGAAGUGCUCCUGUCAAGGGAUCCAACAAGCCCCCCUUUCCCUCUUCCAGGAUAACUCAAUACCAUUCCUCUCCACGACCCAUGACUUCUAAUUUAGUCAUGCAGGGAAAGAGCAAUCCCCUGCCCCAUAGGCCGCAUUUGGAGCACCAUAGGAAGCUGAGGAUCACCUCCUCCAUGCCCGUAGAGAGUGCUACGAGCGUGGAGAGAGCGAUCUGAUCAUGGGUCUUCCCUCCCCUACACCCUCCCAGCCGCUGCAGAAAACUUCUCUUAAGAUGUUGCAACUGUAACCUCAUAAGAGAAGUCAGAGAGGGAGAAAAGGAACGUGCUGUGGGGAAGGGAGAGAAAAGACUGUGAUACAUGACAUCCCCUGGGUUUAUUUUAUUUAUUUAUUUAUUUAUUUAUUACACUUCUAUACCGCUCCCAUAGCCAGGGCUCUCUGGGCGGUUUACAGAAAUUCUAAAAUUGAGGUAAAAACAAGUAUACAAAAUUUAAAACUCUAAAACACAGAACAUACACACAUAAAGCAUCUCCAGUCCUCUCCCACCCUCCAAAAAGAAUGCCAGCUAGACAGGCUCAGAGGCCCAUCUAGUUGCUUCUUGCAUUUUUAACGGAAGCAAAAUUGCUUCCAUCCUUCUGUUGCCUGCAGGAUGUAGGAUAGAUGGAGGGCUCCAAACUUGGAGCCUUCAUCUUUCAGGAGCACAACCCAUAGGAUUGUACCCUAAGCUAAUUGCUUUCCCCACUUGAAUGGAUGUCAUUUCCUCUCUAUACACUUCCACUGUGGCUAUGGUGAUAGCUAAAGGGCAAUGGCUCAGUGCUAGAACACAUGCUUUGCAUGAAGAAGGUCCCGUGUUUGAUUCCUGGCAUCCAGGUAGGGAUGGAAAAGACCCAUCUGCUUACGAGCUUCCUACAGUCAUCUGUCUCAAAACAGAAUGUUUGACUAGAUGGAUCUUUGGUCUGAUCCAGAAAGGCAAUCCUUACGUUAUUUAUGUAUUUAACACAUUUAUAUCCCACUUUUCAGAAAGAUUCCUUCACAAAGUAGCUUAUAAAGCAAAGCGUUGGAUACAAGCACAUACAUAUGCAAAUCAGCACUAUCAGCAUUAAGGAAAAUUUAGCUAGCUUGAAUUUAUUGAGACUGGAAAUACAUAUUAACCUACCUACUCGGGAAAGGCCAGCUUGAACAAACAUUUUUUUAAAGCUUUCUUAUGUGCCUGCACCAAAUGUAUAAGGUGCAAAGCAGGAGGAAGGGAGUUGAAUAGCAAAAGGACCUGCCCCUUGUACUGACCAGUCUAGCUGUUCUAACCAGUAGGAGUCUGUUAUGUUCAGGACUCACUCAACAGGCAAUCUCAGAUUCACCCACUGCUACUAUACCUCUAUCCCCCCUGUUGCAGCUGCAACAAUAGCAGGGCAGUGAGCUGUUAAAGGGAAAGGCAAGACUAAGAGAUAUUGGGGACAUUAGUACAGCUGGCAUCGCAAGGAAGCCCACACUCUCCAUUCAGAAUUAUUAUCUUCAGAUUUAUGGUGAUUAAUAAAUACUCUGAAAUGUG